AUGCCCCAUUUGCCGAUGCAAGGGAGGAGUAGGGAGGAGGAGGGGGGAGGAGGGAGGGAGGAGGAGGGAGGAGGAGGGAGGGAGGAGGAGGGAGAGAGGAGGAGGGAGGGAGGAGGAGGGAGGAGGAGGAGGGAGGGAGGAGGAGGAAGGGAGGAGGAGGGAGGGAGGAGGAGGGAUGAGGAGGAAGGAGGAGGGAGGAGGAGGGAGGAGGAGGGAGGAGGAGUGAGGAGGAGGGAGGAGGGAGGAGGAGGGAGGAGGAGGGAGGGAGGAGGAGGGAGAGAGGAGGAGGGAGGGAGGAGGAGGGAGGGAGGAGGAGGGAGGGAGGAGGAGGAAGGGAGGAGGAGGGAGGGAGGAGGAGGGAUGAGGAGGAAGGAGGAGGGAGGAGGGAGGAGGAGGGAGGAGGAGGGAGGAGGAGUGAGGAGGAGGGAGGAGGGAGGAGGAGGGAGGAGGAGGGAGGGAGGAGGAGGGAGGAAGGAGGAGGGAGGGUGGAGGAGGGAGGGAGGAGGAGGGAGGGAGGAGGAGGGAGGGAGGAGGAGGGAGGAAGGAGGAGGAAGGGAGGAGGAGGGAGGGAGGAGGAGGGAGGAGGAGGGAGGAGGAGGGAGGAGGAGGGAGGAGGAGGGGGAGGGAGGAGGAGGGAGGAGGAGGGAGGAGGAGGGAGGAGGGAGGAGGGAGAAGGAUGGAAGAUAGAUGGAAGAUAGGAUAGACGAAAGAUAAGAUAGA
This is a messenger RNA of Closterium sp. NIES-67, 720 nucleotides long. The record is from the annotation of a GenBank genome assembly. NCBI's taxonomy places the organism in Eukaryota, Viridiplantae, Streptophyta, Zygnematophyceae, Desmidiales, Closteriaceae.